AUGGCCAAUCUAGACAUCACAAUUCCGGCUCUGAAGCUCAACAGUGGAGCCGCCAUUCCUAUGAUUGGAUAUGGCGUUGGUACGGCUUGGGGAAAGAAAGAGCAAGGGAAGGUCGAUCAGGCGAUUAUUGACGGUGUGAAGACUGCUAUCAAGCUUGGGUACUACCAUCUUGAUGGCGCGGAAUCAUACAAAAACGAGACUGAGCUUGGCCAAGCUAUUAAGGAGAGCGGUGUUGACCGCAGUAAGCUUUUCGUCACCACCAAGGUAUGGGAACCUACAGGCCAGGCGGGUGACAUUGAGCGGGCGCUCAAAGAGAGCUUGAAGAAACUCCAGCUGGAUUAUGUCGACCUCUACCUCAUCCACUCACCCUUCUGGGCGAAGUCGGAGCAGGAUCUACAGAAUUCGUGGGCUGAGAUGGAAGCGCUGCAGAAGUCUGGUCUCGUGAAGACCAUCGGUGUUUCCAACUACCGACCUCAGGACCUCGAUUCCGUGCUGAAGACCGCUCAAGUCAAGCCCGCCGUCAACCAAAUUGAGUUCCAUCCUUACCUCCAACGUCUGGAGCUUCUGGAUUACCACAAGAAGCACGGAAUUGCUACCACGGCUUACGGACCUCUCACCGCAGUCACCAGAGCAGCGCCCGGUCCAGUCGACGACGUUAUUGCUGGCCUCGAAAAGAAAUACGCCGUCAGUGCAGGCGAGAUCAGUCUCCGAUGGUGCAUCGAUCAGGACAUCGUACCGAUCACGACUUCAAGCAAAGAGCAGCGACUGAGCGACUAUUUGAGGGCCUUGACUUUCAAGUUGACGCCCAAUGAGAUCAAGCAGAUCAACGAGGCUGGUCAGCAGAAGCACUUCCGGGGUUUCUGGGGGAAGAAGUUCGAGCCUGACAGUCGUCUAUAG
Didymosphaeria variabile is the source of this 897-nucleotide messenger RNA. RefSeq lists its product as uncharacterized. Bases 1 to 897 code for a protein of 298 amino acids. Gene Ontology annotation, molecular function: oxidoreductase activity, acting on NAD(P)H as acceptor. The transcript is spliced from 3 exons. NCBI's taxonomy places the organism in Eukaryota, Fungi, Ascomycota, Dothideomycetes, Pleosporales, Didymosphaeriaceae. The record is from RefSeq and is a predicted model, not a curated record.